AUGCUGAUAAGUGGUUCCCUCCUGCACCAGCAGACAGUGCCAGUAACUUUGACGGUGACGGUGGCGGCGGUGACUGUGGCGGUGACUAGGUUCAAAAUGGAAGUGUAUUUUUGUUUACUUAUAGGAAUGGCGCAAAUAUCGCGCGAAACCAUUUUUCUAUCAUUUCCUACCUGGCUGCCUUUUUGACCAUUGCUGCCCAUUGCCUACCUCGAGUACCACGAUGCAAAAAGCGCGAAAACCUUUUCGACCAUUGUCUGCCAAUGUGGUAAUUGUCUGCCCUUUAUA
Messenger RNA from Blastocystis hominis, 285 nucleotides. RefSeq lists its product as hypothetical. NCBI's taxonomy places the organism in Eukaryota, Bigyra, Opalinata, Blastocystidae. The transcript has 2 exons. Bases 1 to 186 code for a protein of 61 amino acids. The record is from RefSeq and is a predicted model, not a curated record.